Molecule: messenger RNA, 1438 nt
Organism: Penaeus chinensis
Lineage: Eukaryota; Metazoa; Arthropoda; Malacostraca; Decapoda; Penaeidae
Gene: Polr3F
Product: DNA-directed RNA polymerase III subunit RPC6-like
Exons: 10
Coding region: 324-1238 (304 amino acids)
Biological process (GO): transcription by RNA polymerase III
Cellular component (GO): RNA polymerase III complex
Source: RefSeq, a predicted model, not a curated record
GAAAUGUAAACAAAUUCUCGGCGAGUUGUAUCUCUCAUGCUUGCUUCAGAACAUGUCGAUGCGAUAAUUAGUUUAUGAUAACCUUUCGCCUAUACACCGCAAACAUUGUCUCUCACUUUUAAGAAUCUCACGAAAGAAUCAGAGCCUUUUUUUCCAAAUUUUCCGCCGAAUCAAGAAGCCGACACAGACGAAAUACAAUAAACGUCAGCUGUCCCAGACACCGAAACCUAUUAGGGUGAAGAUCAUGGCUGGUAAUUUCAUUAUCAAAAGAAUACAGAUGAAUACUUUUGGUUAAUCCCAAGGAAUUAGUGGGUUUAUUGAUAAUGGCAACUCCAGAUCUAGCAGCUGAAGUAGAGCAAAGAGUUCUGCAGUUAUGUGGAGAAUUCAAGCAAGGGAUCACAUACCAAAUCAUCCAGAAUGACAUGCCCACUCUUAAACUACAGCAGAUUGUUGAAAUCAUCAACAAGCUUUUGGCUACUAGUCGAAUUGACAUGUUGAAGAAAGAUGACGAUGUACUAGUUUUCAAAUUACGUGACCCUGGCAGUCUACAUCGGGUAAAGGGUGCUGAGCCAGAGGAACAGGUUGUGUACAAGAUCAUUGAGGAGAGUGGAACCCAGGGCAUCUGGGCACGUGAAAUCCGUGCCAAAAGCAACCUACAUUUGAACACCGUUGAUAAGGUGUUAAGGAAACUAGAGAGCAAGAAGUUGAUCAAGAGCUUCAAUUCUGUUUCGGCUCCAAAAAAGAAGACAUAUCUUCUGUAUAACUUGGAACCUGACCGGUCACUCACCGGUGGGGCUUGGUAUUCUGAUCAGCACUUUGACUCUGAGUUUGUGGAUAUUCUGAACCAGCAGUGUUGGAGGUUUCUAGAGCAAAGAGCGGUUCGUGCGAGGCAAGUUGCUGGUGGACCCAUAGCUGUACGCAAUGCAUCAUAUGUGGCUUCCAAAGAAGUUCUAAAGCAUAUAUCUGAGCUAGGAAUCACAAAAGUGCAAUUGAGCAUUGAGGACAUUGAAACUAUCUUAGAAACCCUUGUCUUUGAUGGGAAAGUUGAGCGUUCAGUGGCAAGCGAGGGAGCUGAAGGUGUAAAGCUGUACCGUGCUGUAACUGGGCUCCUGCCAACCCCAACCCUCAUGUGCAUCCCCUGUGGAGUUUGCCCGUUGAUUAAGGAGUGUGAUGACGUCGGCAAUGUAACUCCAAUCAAGUGCCGAUACAUGAAGGAGUGGCUGGAUUUAGAAUGGUGAUUGUUCUGGCAUUUAGAUUGAAAUAUGGAAUCAAAUGUUAUUGCUUUUGAGUUUUGCUUGUGCAUGUGAUGUGUGAAUUGAUACCAUUGAGUAUCCUUUUAUCCUGGAUGUCUUAUGAUCUAUCUACUUGCAUUCACAGUUUGAUUUAUAUUUUUUUCCAUUAUAAUACUGUAUGUUUGAAAAUAUAUUAUACUCAUUUA